GCAGCCUCGCCGUCCGCACUCUCGCUCGGCGAGCGGCCGGGGCGAACGGACUGACCGACGGACGGACGGACGGGCCCGCGCGCUGCCUGCACUCCCGGGGGCGCGGGACCCGGGCGUCGACGGCCAGCCCCAGCCUUCCGCGCCCCGCCGCGCCCCGUCGGGGCCGAUGGCUGCUCCCGAGGCUCGCAGCCCGGGGGGCGCGGGGUAGACCGCCGCGGCCCGGCCACGCCGCGCGGGGCCCUCCCGGAGCCCCGCGGGGUCCCCCACAGUCCGUCCGGCGGGCUCCGGGAGCCCGUGGAGGCGCCCUCCCCCCGCCACCCCCUCCCCCGAGCGUCGCGACAAGAUGCUGCCCGGGCUCGGGAGCCUGCUGCCAGGUCCCCCGGCCUGCGUCCUGCUGCUCCUCCUGGCCGCAGCCCCCGUCGCCGCCCGCUGCCCCAUGCUCUGCACCUGCUACCCGGCGCCGCCCACCGUGAGCUGCCAGGCCAACAACUUCUCGGCGGUGCCGCGGGCCCUGCCGCCCGGCACGCAGCGCCUCUUCCUGCAGAACAACCUCAUCACCGCGCUGCGGCCCGGCUCCUUUGGGCCCAGCCUGCUCACCCUGUGGCUCUUCUCCAACAACCUCUCGGCCAUCUACCCGGGCACCUUCCGCCACCUGCAGGCGCUCGAGGAGCUGGACCUGGGCGACAACCGGCACCUGCGCUCGCUGGAGCCCGACACCUUCCAGGGCCUGGAGCGGCUGCAGUCGCUGCACCUCUAUCGCUGCCAGCUCAGCAGCCUGCCCGGCACCGUCUUCCGCGGCCUGGUCAGCCUGCAGUACCUCUACCUCCAGGAGAACAGCCUGCUCCACCUACAGGAUGACCUGUUCGCGGACCUGGCCAACCUGAGCCACCUCUUCUUGCACGGGAACCGCCUGCGGCUGCUCACGGAGCACGUGUUCCGCGGCCUGGGCAGCUUGGACCGGCUGCUGCUGCACGGGAACCGGCUGCAGGGCGUGCACCGCGCAGCCUUUCGCGGCCUCGGCCGCCUCACCAUCCUCUACCUGUUCAACAACAGCCUGGCCUCGCUGCCCGGCGAGGCGCUGGCCGACCUGCCGGCGCUCGAGUUCCUGCGACUCAACGCCAACCCUUGGGCGUGCGACUGCCGCGCGCGGCCGCUCUGGGCCUGGUUCCAGCGCGCGCGCGUGUCCAGCUCCGACGUGACGUGCGCCUCGCCGCCCGAGCGCCGGGGCCGCGACCUGCGCGCGCUCCGCGAGGCCGACUUCCAGGCCUGCCCGCCCGCCGCGCCCACGCGGCCCGGGGGCCGCGCGCGCGCCAACAGCUCCUCCAACCACCUGUACGGGGUGGCUGAGGCCGGGGCGCCGCCGGCCGACCCCUCCACCCUCUACCGCGACCUGCCCGCCGAGGACGCGCGGGGGCGCCCGGGCGGCGACGCGCCCACCGAGGACGACUACUGGGGCGGCUACGGCGGCGAGGACCGGCGGGGCGAGCAGACGUGCCCCGGCGCCGCCUGCCAGGCGCCCGCGGACUCCCGCGGCCCCGCGCGCGCGCCCGGGCUCGCCGCCCCGCUGCUUUGCCUGUUGAUCCUGGCGCCCCACCACCUCUGACCGCGGUGCUGAGAUUGAAGCGGCCGGCGUCUCCCGGCCCCCGACCCCCGCCCCUCACCCUCAGUACCCAGUGCCCACUGCGGGCUGGCGGCCUGCCUUCUUCUCCUCCCAGCGCCUCGCAUCCCCAGGGACGCGGCCACCUCCCGGGCCGCUGGCUGAUGGCAGCCCCCGGAGCGCACGUCUGGUGGCCCAGCCACCCGAAGCCAUGGCCGGGAUCUUCUCCCCACCUCCGGCCGUCAACCCGUGCCCAUCCCGAGGCUGAGUGGGCACCCCGGGCCGCCGCGGACCCCGUCCCCCAGCGCCCACGGUGGACUCGAGAGGGGCUUUGUCUGCGGAGCAGCGCCCACCAGCAGAGCCCUCGUAUGCUCCGGGAAGGGCGCCGCUCUCGGGAGCCCUUUGGAGGGACGCCAGGCCAGCCCCAGGCCUCUGCUUAUCCUCACCCCCCGCCUCAACUUCCCGACACUGGAGAAAUACUUUUCUCCUAAGUCUACUCUGGACACUUUUGAGGGUGCCUGGAGAGAACGGUUCCUCUCCACCAUGGCCCCUGUGUGGUGAAGAUCAACAGACAUUGUUUGGGGGGGGAAAAAGUUUAUUAAAAAAUUCUAUUAUUUUA
Messenger RNA from Cervus elaphus (red deer), 2216 nucleotides. It is a transcript of the gene RTN4RL2, whose product is annotated as reticulon 4 receptor like 2. Gene Ontology annotation, molecular function: protein binding. The transcript is spliced from 3 exons. Lineage: Eukaryota; Metazoa; Chordata; Mammalia; Artiodactyla; Cervidae. The coding region runs from base 344 to 1603 and encodes 419 amino acids. The record is from RefSeq and is a predicted model, not a curated record. Gene Ontology annotation, cellular component: plasma membrane.